Melanotaenia boesemani (Boeseman's rainbowfish) is the source of this 5267-nucleotide messenger RNA. Its product is annotated as titin. The record is from RefSeq and is a predicted model, not a curated record. NCBI's taxonomy places the organism in Eukaryota, Metazoa, Chordata, Actinopteri, Atheriniformes, Melanotaeniidae. Gene Ontology annotation, molecular function: signaling receptor binding. The coding region runs from base 387 to 5267 and encodes 1626 amino acids. The transcript has 28 exons. Gene Ontology annotation, cellular component: membrane; sarcoplasmic reticulum.
UCUGCCUGUUUCCCUCACCCUACCCAACUCUGUGCUUAGCUUGGCUCUUUCCUGCCCUGCUUGCUUUGCCCCAGCGUCCCCAAACUCCAUUCAACAAUGCUGCCACACUGGCAGCUCUAAAUUUCCCAACACCUGUGAGCUUUUAAUUUUAUUUCCCACUCCUCCCCCCUUUUUUUUCCCUUUCCCCGUUUCAAUGACACGGCUAAAGAAACAGGACUGUGAUCAACCACAUGGAAAUGGAAUAAUUUACUAACUUGGAAUUGGACAUUUUUUAGCUGAUAAGUUGAUGCUGAUUGGAAAUAUUGAAGCUGUCACCAAUCAGCUCUGCAUGAGUGGGCUUUGCCCUCAGCUCAGAGGAUUCUACCUGAAAUAGUCCUCACAUCACCAUGGCUGAAGGAGGCAAAUCUCCCUCUGUCCCUGCAUCCAGCGAGUCCAGUGGAGCAGCAGCACUACAGACGAGCUCUCUUAGAUCAAAAGGUCUGGGGCUCCUCAGGAAGCUGAAAAUGUCUGUGGAGCUGCUGAUUGCCUUGGCUGCUCUCUUGUCCUGGGUGAUUGUGGGUGUGGUAAUGUUUGACUUUGUGGAAUACAAGGCAGUUCCUGACAUUCAGCAAGUUAUUUCCGACCCUGUUCAAGCUGUAAACGACGCUGUUGAUGAAGUGUCCAGCCUGCUUAAUAAGUUUCAAGAAUGUGCACCUGAUUUAAGUGACCCUAGGUCUGCUGCUACUUAUGCAGCUGAGGAAAUAACAGCAGCAAAAGAUGGAUUUGUUCGCCAUCUUUCAGACAAGGAAGGAAACUUCUACCUCAGCUAUGUUGACCCCGUUGUUGUUGGUAGACAAGCUUUCCAUUCAACUAAUGACUUCAUAAGUGGAGCAGUGGGCUCUCUUAAGGACACACUGUGUGCUGUGGUGGACACAAUAUGGGGUACUAUAUUGGAUAUAAAUAAAGGAAAAAUAGAUCUUAGCUACACUGACCCUGUGGUAAUAGGAAGAGGUGUUUUCAGUGUUACUAAUAAGUUCAUUUGUGGAGUGGUGGGCUACAUCCAAGAUGUGCUCUGCUUCAUACUGGACACUGUACUGGAUGUAGUAAAAGGAACAACCGACAUCAGCUUUGUUGACCCUGUGGUGAUUGGAAGAAAAAUCUUUAGUGUUACAGAUGACACAGUGAGUGGAGUCAUUGGCUACAUCCAGGGCUUUCUCUGUGCCAUCUUGGACACUAUACUGGCCAUAUUACAAGGAACAACUGACAUUAGCUUUAUCGACCCUGUGGUCAUUGGCAGAAAUGUCUUCAGUGUCUCUAAUGGUUUUGUAAGUGGAAUAACAGGAUACAUCCAGGAUGUGCUCUGUGCAAUCUUGGAUGUGACACUGGAUAUAUUAAAAGAUAUCCAACAGGCUGUGGGAUUUAGCCCUGUUUCAGUCCUGAAGACAACAACAGAAACUGCCAAAGAACAGAUUACCCUGCUUUUGAGCUACCUCUCCACAACUCUGAUUGGUGAACAAGGGAUUGUACCUGAAGUGUCUGUUGACCCAAUGAAGGUGGUUGAGGAAGCAGUGCUGGAACUCAGUGACAAGAAGGAUUGGUUCUUGGGUUACAUGUCAAGCAUGCUUGUUGGUGAUCAAGGUGAACCGGUUGCAUCUCCAGUUGUAAAUAUUGUCUCGGAAAAAGAUGAAACUGCACCUUCUACGUCGGAUAUCAAUUUGGUGAGAAGGAAAGGUGAAUUUCUUCCUCCAUUUGAUAAAGUUACAGAGAUGAUGCAGGCUGCUGAAGAUGAAGCUGCCUCUUCUACAGAGAUAAAUGCAGACUCUAAAACAAAGCAGGUGGAAGCUGAAGAUCCCACUGGAGUAGCUGGUGAAGCAGGAGUUCCCAAGGCAGAGGAUGAUGAGGCACUACUGAAACAUGUUGAAGAAACACAACCAGAACCUUCACUGAAAGAGGAGAAAAUUGUAGAUUAUGACAGCAAAGAGGAAGAAAAGGGAGAGAAGGAAGAUACUGAUCAUGAUGAAGAAGAGAUUAAAAUACAAGAGGAUACAGAACAACUGAAGAAACAGGAAGAGCUGAAAUUGGAGGAAGAGGAUGGUAAAGACAAUAAAGAAUUCACAACAUGGCAAGAACAGGAGGAUGAAAAAACACCAACAGCAGAGGGAGUGGUAGAAGAUGGAGAGGAGGAUAAAACCAAAAUUGAAGAUACUUUGGCAGAUGAUGAAACAAAAGAGACCAAAACUGAGGAAAUAAUACAAGAUCAGGUGAAGAAGGAGACUAUAACCAAAGAGGAUGAGGAAGAUGCAAAGGAGGGAAGCAAAACUGAAGAGGAAUUAAUACAUGAUGAAGAGACCAAAACUAAAGAAGAUUCGGAGCAAUAUAGUAGAGAAGAGGAGGUUACCAAAACAGAAAAAUUGGUAGAAGAUGUGGAGAAAGAGGCGGAAGCAAAAGCCACAGAUGUAGAAGAUGAAGAUGUGGACAAGGAAGAGGAGACAAAAACAGACAUGGAUAUUGAAGAUAGUGAUCUUCAAACUGAAGGAAAAAUAUAUGAAAUAACAGACAUAAAUGUCAGAGAUCAAAGUGAGGAAGAUGAUGAAGAAUAUUCAUCAUCCGGAGACAUUGAUCUUAACAUUUUGUCACCAAAAAACCUUGUAAAUGAGAGUAAAGAAGUUGAAUCUGCUGAAGAGGAGGAGGAGGAAGCAGAAACCAUGUCACCACCCGACUAUGACAAAUUUGAAUUUACUGAUAUUAGUGAUGCUCAUGAUGAAAAUAACAACAACAGUGAGAGCAGAAAAACUGAACGUGAGCGAAGGAGGAGGACUCAUUCUCGUUUCGAGAGGCUCCAAAACGCCAGCUCCAGAGUUUCACGAAAAGAAGAACACAUCAAUGAAAACGAGAAAGAAGAAAAGUCAGUGACGAAGACGCCCAAAGACAAAACAGAAGUUAAGAAACCUACUGAAACUGAAAAAGAGAUAAAAAUGUCUCCCAAAGUAGUAGAAAAACCUCCAAAAGAUGAAACAGAAGUCAAAGUACAUAAAGAGGAAAAGAAACCGACCAAAGAGACAAAAGAAACAACACAGCUCAAAGAAGAAAAGGUUGUAAAGACAACUCUUAAAAAGGGAAAAGAAGACAAGACACCUCCCAAAGAAAAGACUGAAGUCCCAAAGCAACUGAAAGAAGAAAUAGAGGUAAAGACACCUGAAAAAGAAGAAGUAAAGACACCUAAACAACUAGACAAAGAAGUUAAAAAACUGGACAAAGAAGAGAAAGGGGACAAGAAACCACUGAAAAAAGAAAAAGAACUCAAGAAACCUCACAAAGAAUUAGAUGUUAAGGAACUUUCCAAAGAAGAAAAAGAGAUACAGAAACCAGCCAGGGAAGAAAAAGAAGUCAAGAAGCUUUCCAAAGAGGUUAAAGAACCAUCUAAAGCAGAAAAAUUACAAACACCUAAAAAAGAAGACAAAGAGGUCAAGGAACCUCUAAAAGAUGACAGAGAAGUAAAAAAGCCUGCCAAACUAGAAAAAGGCUUGAAGAAACAACCAAAAGGAAAAAAAGAAGUUAAGAAAUCUGCCAAAAAAGAAAGAGAAGCAAAGAAGCCUCUCCAAGAAGAAAGAGAAGUCAAAAAACCUUUUAAAGAAGAAAAAGAGGUCAAGAAACCUCCCAAAGAAGAAAAAGAAGUAAAGGUACCUUCCAAAGAGGAAAAGGAGGUAAAGAAACCUCUCAAAGAAGAAAAAGAGGUCAAGAAACCUCCCAAAGAGAAAAAGGAGGUAAAGAAACCUCUCAAAGAAGAAAAAGAAGUGAAGAAACCCCUCAAAGAAGAAAAGGAGGUAAAGAAACCUCUCAAAGAAGAAAAAGAGGUCAAGAAACCUCCCAAAGAAGAAAAGGAGGUAAAGAAACCUCUCAAAGAAGAAAAAGAGGUCAAGAAACCUCCCAAAGAAGAAAAAGAAGCACCUUCCAAAGAAGAAGAGGAAAUCAAGAAAUCUCCCAAAGAAGAAAAAGAAGACAAGAAACCUCUGAAAGAAGAAAAAGAAGAAAAAGAAGUGAAGCUACCUCCCAAAGAUGAAAAAGAAGUCAAGAAACCUCCCAAAGAAGAAAAAGAAGUCAAGAAACUUCUCAAAGCAGAAACAGAAGUAAAGGCACCUUCCAAAGAAGAAGAGGAAACCAAGAAAUCUCCCAAAGAAGUAAAGGAAAUCAAGAAACCCCCCAAAGAGGAAAAGGAAGUAAAGAAACCUCCCAAAGAAGAAAAGGAAAUCAAGAAACUUCCCAAAGAAGAAAAGGAAGUGAAGAAACUUCUCAAAGAAGAAAAAAAAGUAAAGGCACCUUCCAAAGAAGAAGAGGAAAUCAAGAAAUCUCCCAAAGAAGAAAAGGAAGUCAAGAAACCUCCCAAAGAGGAAAAGGAAGUAAAGAAACCUCCCAAAGAAGAAAAGGAAAUCAAGAAACUUCCCAAAGAAGGAAAGGAAGUGAAGAAACUUCUCAAAGAAGAAAAAGAAGUAAAGGCACCUUCCAAAGAAGAAAAGGAAAUCAAGAAACCUCCCAAAGAAGAAAAAGAAGUCAAGAAACCUCUCAAAGAAGAAAAAGAAGAAAAACAAGUGAAGCUACCUCCCAAAGACGAAAAAGAAGUCAAGAAACGUCCCAAAGAAGAAAAAGAAGUCAAGAAACCUCUCAAAGAAGAAAGAGAAGUAAAGGCACCUUCCGAAGAUGAAAAAGAAGCAAAGAAACCUCCCAAAGAAGAAAAGGAAAUCAAGAAACCUUCCAAAGAAGAAAAGGAAGUGAAGAAACUUCCACAAGAAGAAAAGGAAAUCAAGAAACUGGCAGUCUCCAUGGAGCCCAAAGAGGAACCAAAGCAAAAAAUCAGACCUAAACCAGUAAAACCAGGGUUAAAAGAAACAGCCAAAGCAGCUCCUGCUAAGAAAGAGGUUGCUGCUCCUAAAAAGGCCAAACCCGCCGUCUUGACCAAAGAAAAAGAAGGCACCCCCAAAAAUGUGUCUCUGGUGAAAGAGCGGGUCAAACUAGUGCCUGUUAAGAAAGAACUGGAGACUACCAAAGUAAAGGACAAACCUGCUGCAGUAAAGAAAGGUGCAGUGUUCAAAGAUAGAGUUCUGAAAGAGAUACAGCAGUCUGUAAAGAAAGAAAAAAUCCUUGAGAAGAAAGCUACCAAGGAGGAGAAGGUCAAAGAAGAGCCUGUUGACAGUUUUCUAAUGGAUGAUGAGCUGCCCUACUUCCAGUGUUUCUUUGUGGAUGAAGACGAGGCCCAGUUUCCGUUUUACGCCUUCUCACCUCUGCAGAUUUGA